Penicillium cataractarum is the source of this 4173-nucleotide messenger RNA. RefSeq names its product Oligopeptide transporter OPT superfamily. The transcript has 13 exons. Gene Ontology annotation, biological process: transmembrane transport. The record is from RefSeq and is a predicted model, not a curated record. Lineage: Eukaryota; Fungi; Ascomycota; Eurotiomycetes; Eurotiales; Aspergillaceae. The coding region runs from base 1 to 4173 and encodes 1390 amino acids. Gene Ontology annotation, molecular function: oligopeptide transmembrane transporter activity.
AUGCCGACAGAACUAGAAGAGCUGGUGGAGUUCCUUCACCACGGCAAUACGCAAAUUCGACAGAUUGCCUGUGAGAACCUAGUUGGUUUCUCUACCGCCCAACCAAGCCUUUUCAAGCGACAGCAACUACUCCCCGUGCGCGACCUGAAGCUGCUGGCCAAAGACUACACUCCCAUUGCGAAGAAUGCCUUGACGAUUCUUAUCAACCUCGCCAGUGACGAGGAGAUCCUGGAGUGCCUGGCCAGCGAUGACGAGUUCCUUGAAAUCUUGUUGAGGAAGCUCAUGAAUGUCAAGGAGCCCAACGCUGACGAGUUUGCCAUGUUGCUGGCUAACCUCGUCAAAUCCGACCACCUCAAGAAACUCCACACACUAAAGCGGAAAGCCCCCGCGGCGGUUUCUACCUCUGAGAAUGCCAUUGACCAGCUGAUGGAUUGCUUUGUGAAGGGUGCCGAGGGUGAUCUCAACAAGCACGCCAACUUCGAUUAUCUCUCCUACCUCUUCGCCGAUCUGUCCCAAACCGAGACGGGGAGAGCGUACUUCACCACGCGGCAAGAGUACGACGGAGUGGUCCCGAUCACUAAGCUGACCGUCUUCACGGAACACAAGAGCGACAUUCGACGCAAGGGUGUUGCCUCGACCAUCAAGAAUGUAGCCUUUGACGUCUCUUCGCACCCUAUGCUUUUCGGCGAGGACGAGGCCAACUUGCUGCCCUAUCUCCUUCUUCCGAUCGCGGGACCCGAAGAGUUCCCGGAUGACGAGAUGAUGUCCAUGCUGCCAGAUCUGCAACUCCUGCCCCCCGAUAAGAAGCGUGAUAGUGACAACACUAUCAUUACCACCCAUCUAGAGACUCUGCUCCUCUUGACUACGACUCGGGAUGGCCGAGACAAGAUCCGCGCCGCGCAAGUGUACCCCUUCGUUCGAGAAUGCCAUCUCCACGUGGAGGACGAGGACGUGCGCGAGGCCUGUGACCGGCUGGUGCAAGUGAUUAUGCGAGACGAGGAAGGCGAGGGAGAAAAGACUGACGCCGAAUUGGCGGAAGCACAAAAGCAGAUUGAAGACGCUCCUCAAGCGCAACCUGCACAGGAUGAGGACGAGAAGGUGACGCGGAAGCGGACUUGUCCCCCGAACCCGAGGGGACAACCUGAGCUCUCCGCCGAAUCGGACCGAGUCGACGAUCCCGAUUCUCACGUCUCCCACGAGGAAGGCGACACUCCCACGCUCACAGACACAGAGCAGGGCCCUCACAGACCCAACAAUGGAAGUAGCGACCCGGACGAGCCCCUCGAGUUAACCCCGCCCGACGAUUCGAAGUCGCUCGCUCAACGCUUCCGGGUUUUCAUGUCUCGAGCCCCUCUUCUCCGGACGUCGCCCGCACUGGGCUCGUCUUCAUACGGAGCUGUGCGUAUCCCACAGGACGAGUCCGACGACAAUGACGACGACGAUGUUGAUCCUGCUGCUCGACGAGAUAAACCUGCCCCGGAACGGUCUCCCGGCAGGCUACAGCGGGCGAGCUUCGAGAGCUGUGCCGAAGGCCCUUCGACCGAUGCACUCCACCGUCGACGAUUAUCCAAAUCCAAGCAAUCACAUUUUUCUGGUCGGCGUAUGAGCAGUGCUUUAUACACGGAGGGCCACAAGCGGCGACCCUCGUCGGCCACUUCGGACGUAGGAAUGGGCCCCGAUUCCAAGUUCUCGUUCGCAACGGGGCUUGCGGUACCUGGGAAUCCUGUGAUGCAGGAAACCCCAGCAUCCUCGCCGUACAUGACAAGCGACGAUGAGGAUGUGUUGGAUAUUGAGGACGAAGAUGCAAAGCCUUUCGAUGAGGAUCCCCCGGAUAAUUCGCCGUAUGCGCAAGUGCGGGCAACUGUCCCGGCGACGGACGAUAUUACGCUCUCUAUCAAUACCCCUCGCAUGUGGAUUCUUGCAUUACUUUUCUCACUGACUGGCUCGGCUGCCAAUCUUUUUUUCUCCCUCCGCUACCCGAGCGUCGCUAUUACUCCGAUUAUUGCGUUGGUUUUGGUUCACCCAUUGGGCAAGUUCUGGGAUGUUCUGUUUAAACGGGCAGAUGACCCCAUCGAAGUUUUUGAGAAUGGAACGCUCGAUCAUCGAGAAUCACGAUCGGGCGAUCUUGAUUCUCCUGAUCCGUCUCUGCUCACGAGGAUCCGACUUUGGUUUGGCCAAGGACGUUGGAACGAGAAGGAACACGCAUGCGUCUAUAUCAGCAGCAACGUUUCUUUUGGAUUUGCAUUUGCCACUGAUGUCAUCGUCGAGCAACACAAAUUUUAUCAGCAAGAGGUUCCAAUCUUGUAUCAGCUGCUGCUCAUCAUUUCUACACAAGUCCUGGGUUAUGCAUUUGCCGGAUUGACUCGACGCUUCUUGGUUCGGCCUUCGGCCAUGAUCUGGCCGGGGACUCUCAUGUCCACUGCUAUGUUUUCCACUAUGCACAAGACCGCCAAUAAGAAGGCCAACGGAUGGAGCAUCUCCCGGUACAAGUUCUUCAUUCUUGUAUGGGCCGGUGCCUUCGUCUGGUACUUUGUACCGGGAUUGUUGAUGCCAGCCCUCAGCUACUUUAACGUUGUGACCUGGUUCGCGCCCAAGAAUGUCGUUGUGUCCAAUCUUUUUGGUGUUGCUUCGGGUCUCGGGAUGUUGCCUUUGACUUUCGACUGGGCUCAAAUCGCAUAUAUCGGGUCACCCUUGCUCACGCCAUGGUGGGCAGCAGCCAAUAUUGUGACUGGCCUGGUGGUGGUUAUUUGGAUCAUUGCCCCGAUCUUGUACUAUAAAAAUGUGCUCUUCUCCUCAUACAUGCCCAUCCUUUCUGCGGCAGUUUUUGACAACACAGGCCACCCAUACAACGUGAGCCGAAUCUUGACGCCGGACUUUCUCUUCGAUCAAAAGGCGUACGAAGAAUACUCUCCAGUUUAUCUUCCCAUCACCUAUGUCUUAUCAUAUGGUGUUCAAUUUGCCGCUCUGACCUCCCUGGUUACCCACACCAUCUGCUGGUAUGGUAAUGAUAUCUUGCACCAGACUCGCAAGGCCUUCGAGGAGCGUAGGGAUGUACCAGGCUUUGAGACAUACCAGCCUCUGCGAACAGAAAACGGACAUGCUUCUCCACCGCGACACCCUCGUGAGGCAUCGAGAGUUAGUUCUCACGAACCGAGUCGGGAGAUGCCUUUGGGAAUGGAGGAUGUGCAUUGCCGUCUAAUGAGACGCUACAAAGAUGCUCCUCUAACGUGGUACCUGAUCGUGCUCAUUACGAUGCUGGUCAUUGCCACCUACACUGUAGAGCACUACCCGGUCCACUUACCCUGGUAUGGCCUCUUUCUGGCACUGCUUAUUACCAGCGUGUUCUUCAUUCCCGUCGGCAUCAUCAUGGCUGUUACAAACCAACACAGCAGUCUUUAUCUGAUCUGCCAGCUCUUGUGUGGCAUUGUCUUUCCUGGACGGCCAGUUGCGAACAUGAUCUUCGUGACUUACUCUUACAUCAGUUCAGCGCAGGGCAUCAAGUUCUCAUCAGAUCUCAAGCUCGGACACUACAUGAAAAUCCCGCCACGCAUCCUCUUCGGUGUACAGAUGGUGGCGACCUUGGUAUCUAGCUUGACACAGAUUGGUGUUCUGAACUGGAUGUUCUCCUACAUUCCCGGGCUUUGCACUCCCCAGGCUUUGAACGGCUUUAACUGUCCUAUUGCGCGCGUCCAUUUCAACGGUAGUAUCCUCUGGGGUGUCGUUGGGCCUCAGAGAUUCUUCGGUCCAGGUGGACUCUAUCGACCUCUCGUCUGGGCGUUUCUGAUAGGCGCGGCAGCACCCGUCGCGGCUUGGAUCUUAGGUCGUCGCAGCAAGAAGAAUUUCUGGCGGAAGGUCAAUUUCCCUAUUCUCUUUGGCAGUCUCAGCUGGAUCCCUCCUGCGACAGGGCUGAACUUUUCUGUCUGGGCGCUUGUAUGUUUUGUGUUUAACUACGUGAUCCGCCGACGCAGGACCGCCUGGUGGGAAAAGUACGCCAUGACGCUCUCAGCAGCCUUGGACUCGGGACUGGCAUUUGCCGUGCUCGUUGUCUUCUUCUUCCUCAUUUACCCUGGCUGGGUUGAUGGGUUCAAGUGGUGGGGAACGGAGAUCUAUAAGCAGGGAUGCGACUGGAUCGCAUGCCCGUACAGGCACGCGCCAUCACGCUCUCAUCUCUGA